AUGGCUACAAAAUGCGCACUGGAAUCGGUUUCUGCUUGCGUAAUAGCAACGAGAGCAAAAUGCGCAGCUGCGCGUCCGAGCAAGCGGCCUAGACCUCCGGGUAGUUCAAACUCAAGAAUAACUUGUAACGUACGCAUCCGCAGUGAUCUGGACACAAAUGCUCCGGUAUUUUUCAAAAACGGACAGUUGGAGUUUCCUUCUCGUGGUGAAUUUGAUUGGAGCCAAAAUGAAACGCAAAUCAGCCGCAGGACACUAUCCAGUGUAACAAUAAACACCAGUUCAGGGUCGGUCGUAGCACCACCACCAUCAGUGCGAUCAAGUGUCAACAAAAAAAACAUAGGAGAUGUUGAAACUACGAAACAUUCCUGUGCAGGAUCCUGGCGACUGAGGCUUAUUGGUUUCAAAAGUAAAAGCAAUUUCCUCAAAUUGUUCGAAUCCUGCGUCGAUGAAGCGAACGAUGCGGUUCUGUACACACACCACCAAUUGUACGGCGCAGAAAUCAAGAGUAAAAGUAUUUCACAACGAAUCGACUUCACAUCGGAAAGUUUCCCAAAUACAGCGAAUCCUCGUACUGCGUACGCCCAAAACGAACAAGCCGACAGACUGGCCAAAUUACUGAAUUCUCCAUCUGCAGCCAAGAAGUAUGUGAACACAACUUCAUUUCUUCAUCGAGGUCACCUGACACCAGAUGGAGACCAGUUGCUCAACACCUGGCAAUGGGCGACUUAAUUCUACAUCAAUGCUGCACCAAUGUGGUCGACAAUUAAUACUGGAAGUUGGAAAAACCUCGAGGACACCGUGCGAGACUUUGCCAGCCGUAAAAAAUGGACUGUGGAUGUUUUCACCGGUACGGAUGGUGUUCUACAGC
Messenger RNA from Wyeomyia smithii (pitcher-plant mosquito), 868 nucleotides. RefSeq lists its product as uncharacterized. NCBI's taxonomy places the organism in Eukaryota, Metazoa, Arthropoda, Insecta, Diptera, Culicidae. The transcript has 5 exons. The coding region runs from base 1 to 729 and encodes 242 amino acids. The record is from RefSeq and is a predicted model, not a curated record. Gene Ontology annotation, molecular function: hydrolase activity; metal ion binding; nucleic acid binding.